GGUACGUGUGUGUCUGUGUGUGUCUGCGGUCACACGGUUUGAACGCGGAGCUGCACCUGACCGUGAACGGAGACAAGCGCAUCAUUGCAGUUUUAAACUCUUUCCCUGCCUGAACAAGACAAUGGACUAUAAAGGUGAUAUUCAUACAAAUGGAACUCCCAAGUGUGGCCAGGACAAUCUGUUAAAGAAAGAUAAUAUGGCUACGGCAGAGGCAAGGAGUUUUGACAUUAAAGUCGGUGACCCCAUGGAUAAAACUGAUGGGAAAAAAGAAGACUCCAAUGUAAUUUCUGGAUUAUCUGUAGGGCAGAUUGGGAGUCAUUGCCAGGGUUCUAUGGGAGAAAAUGGCUUUGGUCAGAUCUCUAACACUGACAUGUUUGGUUUCAGCCAGCAAGGAAUGAAUAGAAGUGCUAAUAUGAAUGUGGGAAUGGCCCCCUUUCAGCCCAUUAAACCUCCCUCUAUGGCUGAAUCUCAGAAGACAUCUAUACUACAUGCUAAUGAACCACCCAAACCUUUCCUGGCCCCCAGUAAACCAUCUGACACAAGCACUCACAAUAUCGUGGACAAACCUGCAGAAGUAUCCUCCUGGACAGGACAGGCCAUGCUCACCCAUUCGCCCAUCAAGGCAGAGCAGAGUCCUUUUGAACUUUUGGGUUACCAAGGGGUUCCGCAUAAAGAUGCCACAUCAGAUGGUGGGUCAGAUGAAAAUGUACAGCAGAAAAGAAGGGAAUGUGAAACUAGAGAAGAAGCAUAUGGUCUCUUGGAAUGCCUAAGAUCUCCUGAGAAAACCCAUUUAAAAAGCUCUGACCAAGAAGAUUGUUCAGUCCCUGAUAAUGGCGAAAACUGGAGGAGCGAAAUUCGAGAAUGGGGUGGUGGACGGAUCCAGGCAAAGAAAAGUAAGGGUAGAAAGAAGCUCCCUGAAGAGUGGGCCAAUUUACCAAGUACAGGGUGCCCCUCUCCUCCUACUGACCCACUUACUCCAAAGGACAUGGAUACGAUUAUUUCUGACAUGUAUGAGGUCAAUGAUAGUCCUACUAUUAUUAAGCAAGAGGGUUCAUUGCAUUCUUGCACAACUACUCUUCAGUCGGCCAUUCCAGUCACUAUAAGUCAGGAGAUUACCACUUCGUCGCCUAACAACCUUGAUCAAUCCAAAAGCAAUCAAAACUUAACCCCAAAUCUUACAUCUGGCCUUGACACUACUGUACAUGCCAUCUAUAGCCCACAUACAGCCACCAGCUCCUUCCAGAACAAUUCAUCUGUACAUGGUCCCUCCUCAUCAGACCACUCCAGCAUUGUAGUAAACCAAAAUUCUGAAGAUCCUGCUUCCCUCACUACUCAAACAAUGCAUCUGGAACCACCAGUGGCAAAGUCCCACCAAGAAGACACUACUGCAAAAGAGAAGAUAGAAAAAAUUGACACUUCACCCAAGACAGAUGUUUUGAACACACUUGUAAAAGCAAGCACGAAUGAAAAGACAGAGAAGACUGACAACAAAAAAAUGGAUAAUAUGGGCAAGAUUCAGGAGACAGAGAAACAGGACUCUAAAUCUGAGAAGAACGGAAAUCUUGAAAAAAUGAGUAAUCUUCAAGAGACAAAAAAGGAUAUGAAGGACGAGAAGAAAAAUGGUGUUGAAAAAGUGGAUAAGAUGAUCAAAAAUGAGAAAAAUGUGAAGGCUGCCAAAGAGACCAGCAAAGGUCCUGCAGCUAAUGGAACCAAAGAUUUGAUCAGUCCUGAUAAUGUUAAGACAAACAAACAGAAUUCAAUCAAACCAAGCUCACAUUCCACUGGAGAAAAUUCCAGUGCCCUUACCUCCAGUUCAGGAAAAAAAGGCCCUGUGGCUAAGAAAACAUCGCCGACUGGCGCCAAGAAGCCUCCUGGAAUCACGUCUACCCAUGAGGCAAAGACCUCAGGGAAUAGUACUUCAGCCCAGCGGAAGCCUCCAGUUCCAAAGUUCAAUGAGUCUUCAAAAGGUUCAUCUGGUACCAAGACCAGUAACUCCUCAGUUAAAACUUUACUGAAGAAGACCUCUACAAAUGCAGCCAGCGCACCAGCUACCCCAGCCACUGAUCCAGCCCCUCGUCCCUCUCGCAUCACCAAACCACCUGUGCCCAAGCAGGUGCCCCUGCCAAAGAAGCGUCCAGUGCCACCAACACCACGGAAUUCUCGAAUCCCUAAUACACCCCGGCCUGAUCUAAAGAAUGUAUCCUCAAAGAUUGGCUCCACAGACAACAUGAAGUACCAGCCCGGUGGAGGCAAGGUUCAGAUAACACACAAAAAAAUGGAUUUCAGUCACAUCACCUCACGCUGUGGCUCUAAGGACAACAUCAAGCAUGUCCCUGGAGGAGGAAAUGUUCAAAUUCUGACUAAAAAAGUUGAUUUAAGCAAAGUGACCUCAAAAUGUGGGUCCAAGGACAACAUUAACCACAAGCCAGGUGGUGGUAAUGUAAAGACUGAGUCGCAGAAGAGCAAGACCAAUUCUAAAAUGGGAUCAAUGGACAAUGUGGACAAAGAGCCAGGAGGUGAUCAUGCUGAGGGGGUAGGGGAUCAACCUAAAGAAAGCCCACCUGCACCUGCAAACCCACCUAUUCAGACCAGUGGAGGGAUAAUGGAGAUGGGGCUGAAAGACAGCACUACUGUCCCGCCACCAGCACCCUCUGAAGGACAGGGGCUCUGGAAUUCUCAAAGUCAAAACAAACAAAUCCCUGCCACAAACUGAAUCUUACAAGCUGAGCCUCCAACGAGAUGCAACAAGCUUACAAAGAACCGUGGCACCAGUAUCAUCUCCUGGUUCCUUCCUGAGUGGCAGCCACCUUUCACCCACAAGGCAUUUGCAGUGUUUCUCUGAGCUCCACAGUAUCUUUUGUGUCAACCUAGCCCGUUGCACAUCGUAGCUAGGAAAUGGGCUCGAAACAAUUACUCUAACACAAAACAUCCAAACCACAGUCAUGCCAUUAUCAGCCACCCUUCUCUUCUUUGACCAUCUUCUCUUUUUCCUCAGAUAUGCACAGAUUGGAUCUUAACACAGGGGUUCAGCAGGUUUGUAGUCUCAUGGUUUCAUAGCCAGCUUGAUUUCAGUGUGUAGUGCUGGAUGGAAGCCAUAUUCGGUCAUACUGCAAACUAAACGAAAAAAUUGAAUGCAUUAUGCUCCUUUCUGCUUUACAACUGAAGUAAAAGGGUCAAAAUAACCAACAUAAUUACAGCAUCAAGUGGUGGAAUCUUAAAAUAUAAAUAAUGCAUUUCCCCAAAUGUUUUGCUUUCAAUAUAUGCGUAACUUAUAUGAACUCCCAUAUAAAUCUGUGAGAACAAAAAGUAGAAGAUAUAUACACCACAGGUUUACUCUGAGCCAGUAUUUCCUAUCCCAUUGGCUGCACAUCUUCCAAUUGAAACUUUUAUGGAGUCACUAAGGAGCCUAUGUUAAAGCAUGCCAGAAAUUAUGUUUACUCCAUCUAAAUUAAGGAAAUUAUGGAAUAGGUUAAUUUGAUUAGUGAGACAGUUAGAUUUCACCAUAAUUACAUAAUGCAGUGAUUAUUUUAACCAUGGUUGUAUUACUAUUUAGGUAAUGCAGGCUUUCUAAACACAAGGACAAACACCUUCACCAUGAACCUAUUUAUUGUAGUGCAGCGACCUGAAAGAAAGAAAAAAAAACAGCUUACUGAGGGGCGUUUGAAGAAACCUGAGCUAAGGCAGCAUCGAACAGGGAAAUUAUUUAAUAGUGCAUAUUGAGAGGGCAAAAUCAGUAUUGGUUUACUGAGGCCAAAGAUCCACUUUUUCCGGUUUUUUUUUUCCAGGCAUGUUCCUUGGUAAAAUAUUUACUGUGUUGAAUUUUACUUUAAUAUGGUGAGAAUUCGAUUACACAGAUUCAUUUUUAUAAGUGAAAGGCAUAAACAUUUUGUUAGAUAUGCUGAGAAGCACAAUAUGGGGUUAUGAAAUACCUGACGUUUGGAAGAAAGAUCAUGCCUGACCUGCUACCAUCCUCCUAAUUCAUUUCUUAUAACUUACUUGCCAUCUGUGACAAGAUUAACGCAUCCGGCACCUCUCUGUCUCGAAAUUCUCCCCCCUUCCGCUUGCAAAAAAAAAAAGAA
This is a messenger RNA of Clarias gariepinus (North African catfish), 4079 nucleotides long. RefSeq names its product microtubule-associated protein tau-like. NCBI's taxonomy places the organism in Eukaryota, Metazoa, Chordata, Actinopteri, Siluriformes, Clariidae. The transcript has 14 exons. Gene Ontology annotation, molecular function: microtubule binding. The record is from RefSeq and is a predicted model, not a curated record. Gene Ontology annotation, biological process: neuron projection development; microtubule cytoskeleton organization. Gene Ontology annotation, cellular component: neuron projection. The coding region runs from base 122 to 2713 and encodes 863 amino acids.